UGUAAUAUUUUUAGGUGUGUUGAAAUUGAAAUCGCUUAGCGGCACCAUAAUACAUCAUGGGUAAAAAGAAGGCGUUUUUGGAUAAAAAGAAUGCAAUACAUUAUCGUCUUGUACCAAAAACUACAGCGGAAGCGCAUCCACAUGAAGAGAAGGUGUUUCAUCCCACUCAGGAACAGUUAGAGGAGCAACAUAAAUAUGGGAUCUUUUUUGAUGACGAUUAUGACUAUAUGCAACAUUUGAGAGAUAUAAGAGAGGCAGGAACUUUACAAACCAUAGAAGAGCUGGCUCAACAAGAAGAAAGGUUUAUAGUAAGAGCACCUAAGUUUCCACCACCCAUACCAUCGGCUUUGUUUGGAGAAAACCCGAUAGCUGCAUUAACGAAGAUGGAAGAAGAGGAGAUUUUUGAUGAAGAUGUAGAAAAAGCAUUAGAGGGAAACUUCGAGGGAGAGAUAGAGGGUGGCUUAGAGGACGACUUCGUAGCCCUUGCCGGCGGCUUGGCUGAACCUGUACCAAAGUCGCACACACAACCUCGAGAACCGGUUGUACAUUUUGAGAGCGAUGAGGAUGACGAAGAGUCGGACUAUGAUGAAGAUAAUUAUGAUGACGAAGACGGGGAAUCGACUCAAACAAAAAAGGUGCAGCGCGAAGGACCGCGUCGAGAGAUUGACGAUCGGUUUGAUCAGCUGCUUGAAGCUGACUAUCACGAUGAUCAGUUAGGAGAGUUGGAUGGGGAUGAUUAUCAAGUCGGAGGCACACUAGAACCAGACGAUGAACGAGUAAAACGGAUGAUAAAAGAGAGUCAAAAGGGUCCCGUUGAUGAUGAAGAGGCAUCGAAAGAAUGGACUAGGCAACGGUUGCGUCUAAUUGAGGCGAAUGUGAUCAAAGACGAUGACGUUAUGGAAACUGUUGAGGUUGAUGAAUCAGCAUCGAAACGAUUGAAAUGGGAUUGUGAGUCCUACGCAACCCAAUACUCCAACGUCUAUAAUCACCCUACUCUCAUUCAAAACCCAAAAACUGGCAAACUGUCUCGUCGCGCACUGAAACGACUCGAUCGUGAAGCGCAAAAAGUUGACGAUAUGGAAGUGGACGAAGAAAUGCAGAGUAACGAAGAUGACACGAUGAGUCAAUGCACGCAAGCGUCGACGUACAGGCCCAAAGGAGAAACGCCUGAGCAGCGACGUCUGCGAAAGCAAGCUGUUAAAGAAGCUCGGCGAUGGCGUAGGCAAGAGAAGAAGGGUAAUAAGAUGGCUUUUGCGGAAGAACAUCGGAAGGUAGCCAAGGAACGCGUAGGUCAGGUGAAAGCUGUGCCAAUAGUUUAGAUACACUCUCUCCUUCUCCGCUGUACCAUAUGUUGAUGCGACCAACCACUGUUGCUUUGGUGUUAUGAUUUAUCGAUGAUGUUGCAAAUUUUCCCU
This is a messenger RNA of Cylicocyclus nassatus, 1415 nucleotides long. NCBI's taxonomy places the organism in Eukaryota, Metazoa, Nematoda, Chromadorea, Rhabditida, Strongylidae. The record is from the annotation of a GenBank genome assembly.